AGAUAGAGAAGAAUGGAACAUAAUUCAACAAUAUAUCUAUUGCCUUCAACUUCAAAGCAUUUCACUAAAACAAAGAGAAGAAAAAAAACAUGGAUAUUAUACUCGCUACCAUCUUCUUCCUCAUAUCAUUGCCACCAUUAUUUCUCUUGCUGAUCUUCUUAUUCCUCGCCAUCAAAACCGUCGCCGGAAAAUCGAUCAACGAUCCCGAUUACCCGCCGGUGAAGGGCUCCGUUUUUAAUCAGCUUUUAUAUCUAAACUAUCUCUACGACUAUCAAGCGGAAGCAGCCAAAGAACAGCCAACUUACAGGCUACUGGCUUUAGAACAGAGUGAAAUAUACACCAUCGAUACACGAAACGUGGAGCAUGUAUUGAAAACUAGGUUUGAUAGAUACUGCAAAGGUAAACGGAAUCAAGAGAUAUUUUUGGAUUUUUUGGGAGAAGGGAUCUUCGCGGUGGACGGAGUUAAGUGGCGGAAGCAGCGGAAGCUUGCCAGUUUCGAGUUCUCGACUAGGAUUCUUAGAGAUUUUAGCUGCUUUGUCUUCAGAGGAGAUGCUGCUAAGCUUGUUGGGAAUAUUUACGAGUUGGCUGUGUCGGGCCAAGCUUUUGACAUGCAAAAGAUGUUAAUGAAAAGCACACUCGAGUCGAUGUUCAAAGUUGGGUUUGGGAUUGAUCUGAAAUGCAUGGAUGGGUCAAGUAAAGAAGGGAACACCUUUAUGAAGGCUUUCGAUGAUGCCAAUGAGAUGGUGUACUGGCGCUACGUUGACCCUUUUUGGAAGCUUAAAAGGUCUCUUAACAUUGGCUCCGAAGCUGCCCUCAAAAACAAUAUCCAAAUCAUUCACAAUUUCGUCCACAAUGUUAUUAGCACCAAGAGGAAACUACUCCCCAUGAACCCAGAAUUGAAUGUGAAAGAAGAUAUACUUUCAAGAUUUUUAGUGGAAAGCGAGAAGGAUCCAGAAACGAUGAAUGACAAAUACCUAAGGGAUAUAAUACUGAACUUCAUAAUAGCAGGAAAAGACACAUCUGCAAAUACUUUAAGCUGGUUCUUCUAUAUGCUGUGUAAGAACCCAUUGAUACAAGAGAAAAUUGCAGAAGAAGUGAGGGACAUCAGCAGUCGUGAAGUAGAAGAUGAAUAUGUCGAUGAUUUCGUGACCAACAUAACCGAGGCUACCCUUGACCAAAUGCAUUAUCUUCAAGCUGCAUUAACUGAGACCUUAAGGCUUUACCCUGCAGUUCCAAUUGAUGGAAGGUGUGCAAUGGAGGAUGAUAUUCUACCGGAUGGCCACAAAGUCAGGAAAGGUGAUGGAGUGUACUACAUGGCCUACGCCAUGGGAAGAAUGUCCACGCUUUGGGGAGAAGACGCUCACUGUUUUCGACCCGAAAGAUGGCUUCACAAUGGAGUUUUCCGGCCUGAAUCGCCUUUCAAAUUCGUAGCAUUUCAUGCUGGUCCUCGAAUUUGCUUAGGCAAAGAUUUUGCAUAUCGACAGAUGAAGAUAGUAUCAAUUGCGGUCCUUCGACAUUUCCGAUUAAAAUUAGUAGAUGAUGCGAAAGCAGUGAAUUACAGGACAAUGUUCACGCUUCAUAUGAAGGAGGGUCUUCAUCUUUACGCUGUUCCUAGGACUAUUAUGUAAAUGAAUUCUAAUAGGACCAAGGGUAUUCUAGUCCUUGUGUUUUACAACGAUAAUCGGUGAAUAAAGUAUAAUCAAGGUAGUUUAAAUGCAGGUUAAA
Gossypium raimondii (Peruvian cotton) is the source of this 1725-nucleotide messenger RNA. RefSeq names its product cytochrome P450 704C1. The transcript has 5 exons. The coding region runs from base 90 to 1628 and encodes 512 amino acids. The record is from RefSeq and is a predicted model, not a curated record. Gene Ontology annotation, molecular function: heme binding; oxidoreductase activity, acting on paired donors, with incorporation or reduction of molecular oxygen; monooxygenase activity. Lineage: Eukaryota; Viridiplantae; Streptophyta; Magnoliopsida; Malvales; Malvaceae.